This is a messenger RNA of Hevea brasiliensis (rubber tree), 2991 nucleotides long. Its product is annotated as disease resistance protein RUN1-like. Lineage: Eukaryota; Viridiplantae; Streptophyta; Magnoliopsida; Malpighiales; Euphorbiaceae. The record is from RefSeq and is a predicted model, not a curated record. The transcript is spliced from 4 exons. Gene Ontology annotation, molecular function: ADP binding. Gene Ontology annotation, biological process: defense response. The coding region runs from base 312 to 2897 and encodes 861 amino acids.
GCGAAUCCAACUCUCCUCUCCCCUACUCAACGUGCGCUUGAGAAUCAUACCUUUCAUACUCGCCCAAGUCGUACCAUUUUUUUCUUAUAUAGCAAGAUAUACGCAUGUCUUCUUAUCAACAACUCUUACUGUGAGUGAACAGGUAUGAAUCAAACUUUAUACAAAAGGUAGUGGAAGAUGUUUUGAGGAAAUUGAAUUGCAAUUACCUGAAUGUUGCCAAACACCCAGUAGGCAUUGAUUUACGGGUCAAAGAUGUGAUUUCCUUGCUGAGUCUUGAUGCAACCAAUGUCCUUAUUGUGGGCAUCCGCGGGAUGGGAGGAAUCGGUAAGACUACCAUAGCGAAAGCUGUUUUUAAUCAUCUUUGUCAUGGAUUUCGAGGCAGCUGCAGUUUUCUUUUCAAUGUCAGAGAAGUCUCAGAACAGCCUUAUGGAUUAGUUCAAUUACAAAAUCAACUGCUUCAUGAUACCUUGAAAAUAAAAAAUUUCAAGAUACGUAGUAUUGACAGUGGCAUCCAUUUAAUUAAAGAAAGACUUCGUUACAAAAGAGUUCUUGUUGUUCUCGAUGAUUUGGAUCAAUUGAAACAAGUGGAUGCAUUGGUGGGAGACCGUAAUUGGUUUGGACCAGGAAGUCGAAUCAUCAUUACAACGAGAGAUGCUCACUUGCUAGAUCAUCUUCAAGUGGUCUUACAAUAUGAGGUCAGAGAACUGAAUCGUAAAGAGUCCCUUGAGCUUUUCAGUUGGCAUGCCUUCAAGGUAAUACGUCCAGUAGAAGGAUAUGAGGAGAUUUCAAAAGAUGUGGUGGAUUAUGUUGGAGGUCUCCCACUAGCCCUGGAAGUUUUAGGUUCUUAUUUGUCCAAAAGAAGCAUACCUGAAUGGAGAAGUGCUGUGGAGAAAUUGAGAAAAAUUCCUCACCACCAAAUUCAGAAAAAGCUUAGAAUAAGUUUUGAUACAUUAGACGAUGAUAAAAUAAAGGAUAUAUUUCUUGAUAUUGCGAUCUUCUUUACCGGUAUGGAUAAAGAUUAUGUAGUAAAAAUACUAGAUGGAUGCGACUUUUUUCCAGAAAUUGGUAUCAGUGUCCUCAUCAGUAGGUCUCUAAUGACAAUUGAUUCCCAAAAUAAGUUAGCGAUGCAUCAUCUGUUACGAGAUAUGGGAAGGGAGAUUAUUCGAGAAAUAUCACCUAACGAUCCUGGAAAACGCAGCAGACUUUGGUUCCAUGAGGAUGUUUUGGAUGUACUCAAAAAGCACAAGGGAACGGAUGUGGUUGAGGGUCUUAUACUUGAUGCAAGAGCAUCAAAAGAUGUAUUUGUGAGCACGAAGUCAUUCGCAAAGAUGACAUACUUGAGAUUGCUCCAAAUCAAUGCAGUACAUCUUACUGGAGCCUAUCGGAAUCUUUUCGAUGAGUUGAGGUGGUUUUGUUGGCAUGAGUGCCCUUUGAAGUCUAUACCACCAAAUUUACGACUAGACAACCUGGUUGUUCUUGAAAUGCAGUUCAGCAACAUCAGAAAAUUCUCCAAGGAGGUGAAGGUUCUCAAGAAGCUGCAGAUCCUUGAUCUCAGCCAUUCUGUGCACCUUGCAAAAAUAUCAAACUUCUCUGGACUUCCUAGUUUGGAGAGAUUAAUACUUGGAAGUUGCACGAGUUUAGUUGACGUCCACCAAUCUAUUGGACAUUUGAAGAGACUUGUUUUCUUGAAUUUGGAGGGCUGUAAGAACCUAAAGAAUCUUCCUGAAAGCAUUUGUGACUUGAAAUCUCUUGAAAUUCUGAACAUUGCAGGCUGCUCAAAACUUAGCAGAUUGCCAGACCACUUGGGGAACAUGGAAGCCUUAACUGAACUUGUGGCGGAGAGAACUGACAUUAAACAGCUUCCCUCUUCCAUUGGACGUUUGAAGAAGCUUACAAAAUUAUCACUAGGUGGAUUGAAAGAUGGCGUGCAAUCUAUCUCUUGCAUUCCUCAUUUUUCAUCUAGAUUAUCAAACUCCAAAGCUUUGUUGCCAGCUUCAUUCGCUGGCUUAACCUCAUUGACAAGACUAUUUCUUGCUGACUGUGGUUUAACUGAAGAUGCAGUUUCCCUUGAUCUUGGGUGUUUAUCCUCACUCGUAGAGUUGGAUUUAAGAGGAAACAAUUUUUUUAAUCUGCCUGCUGGUGUUGGCCGCCUUCCUAUGCUCAAGACAUUGUGGCUGCAUGACUGCAGAAAUCUCAGAUCAAUCUCUGAGCUUCCGUCGAGUUUAAAGCAGUUGCUUGCAUCCAAUUGCACAUCAUUGGAAAGAUUAUCAUUCCAAUCAAAAGAAUUGCUUGGAUUGUCACUGCUGAAAUGCCCAAAACUAGUUGAGAUUCGAGGUCUGGAGGGUUUGGAAAAUAAUCCAAUCAUUCAUGUGGAAGGAGUUGGAGGGUAUUCGGAAGAGAAUUCUAGGUCACUUUGGCAGGAACUGUCCAAGUGUAGGCCUUUAGGCAGUUGUUUCCCUGGCGGCGAGUUCCCAUUACGAGCAGAUGCGGUCAGCUAUAAAGGAAGUGGAUCUUCAUUAUCAUUUUGCGUACCAAAGUUUUUACCAGGUGGCAUCGAUGGGAUAUCGAUUUGGAUUAAUUAUGCAAUCAUUGACGUAAGAGAUUUGUAUAAGCCUGCAAAUAUAGUUAUCAGAAACAACACAAACAGGAAUGCAUCUUAUUCAUGGAAGAUGGCAUUUGUCUUCAACUCUGGUGGAGAUCAUACUUUUUCGAGAUAUAUACCAAUUAAUAAGCUUCCAUUUGCAGUGGAAGGCGGAGAAGAAAUAGAAUUUUCUGUUCAGGCAGGGGCUGGCACUUUGAUAAAAAAAUGUUGUGUAGAAUUGGUCAGUGCAGAUUUCUACACAGAAUUCCCCAGCUCAGUCAAAAGACUCUUGCAAGCAUGUUAUCCCCUCACAUAAACAUGAAUAUAUCUCUCGUGAUUAUUUAGUAGAAAGUCACCUCUAUAUGUGAUUUUAGAGAAUUACUUUUUAAUAUAUCAGAUGUAUUGAAUAA